AGUGUAAGCCGUACAAACAUAAAGGAACUACAAUCCAGUUGUCAUGCUGUGCACUACAAACAAUCAGUACGAAGGUGUGGCGACUUUGGCUUCGACCAACCCGUCUUCCAUGGUCUAAUCUCAUCAAGGUGCAUACCGAGCAGUACUAGAAGCAACAAGGAAAAACACCUGCUAUUCUCAGAAGAUCCUGCUCACCUGGAACGCACGAUCCACAAAGGUCAACGUUCCACAUCGCUCGACGCAGUAGCUUUCACGUCGACUGAUGCUCGCACCAACCCAUCGACCGAUAACCGACCUUCAUCAUCGACCGAUAUACCUCGUUCGAAAUCGAUCGAUCCUACACCGCUUACAUCGAUCGAUCCUCAGUCGCGGAACAUGGUUGCGACUGUUAUUUUCAAACAGGAUAAGAAUGGAGACAUGUUUGACCUGGAUGGUCAUCUGCGUAAUACAACAGGUCAGAAACUAGACGCUCAGGGGAAUGUAAUCCCUGAUGCUGAUGCUACAGGAGCUGCUCAACCUGUAGAAGAGGCUGCUCCACCAAAGGCACUGGCCGAGUACAAUCGUCCAGACGAGUACUACACCAACAUAUCAGCUAUUUGCCUUCCAGAGAUUCAGAAGGAGAAUUUCGAGCUGAAGCCUCAGUACUACACACUCGUGUCGCAGCUACCCUACUCUGGGUUACCGCAUGAGCAUCCUAUGAACCAUCUGGAGAGGUUCGAGGAUCUUAUCGCUGCUAUUCGUAUGGAUAGAGUCCUUGAAGACUACAUAUUGUGCAAGCUCUUCAAGUAUACUCUGACUAGAGAAGCGAUGCACUGGCUUAAGAAGCUACCCACACAGGAUCUCUAAAAUCC
This is a messenger RNA of Brassica napus (rape), 851 nucleotides long. RefSeq lists its product as uncharacterized. Lineage: Eukaryota; Viridiplantae; Streptophyta; Magnoliopsida; Brassicales; Brassicaceae. The transcript is spliced from 4 exons. Bases 376 to 846 code for a protein of 156 amino acids. The record is from RefSeq and is a predicted model, not a curated record.